This is a messenger RNA of Zasmidium cellare ATCC 36951, 2352 nucleotides long. RefSeq lists its product as uncharacterized. Lineage: Eukaryota; Fungi; Ascomycota; Dothideomycetes; Mycosphaerellales; Mycosphaerellaceae. The transcript has a single exon. The record is from RefSeq and is a predicted model, not a curated record. Bases 1 to 2352 code for a protein of 783 amino acids. Gene Ontology annotation, cellular component: mating projection tip.
AUGGCACCCUCAGAGAACCAACAGCAACCCCCAAAUCCCGCGCCUCCGUCUCUUUCCGCUGGCGCCCAUGAGACGAGCUACUACUACGCAGAACAGAAUGCAUCACGACCUCCCUCACAACAAGAACCAUACCCGACACCUUACCUCGGUCUUCGAGCCAGACUCGCUCAGAUCUGGAUUAAUCGCUGGACGAUCCUUCUUUUGCUCGUACUGAUCCGAACACUGUUCGCCAUCGCAAGUGUCGACGACAACAUCGGCACGGCGAGAAAGCAAGCCUUGAGCGCCUGCACUUCUGUCGAGAAUGUAGGCUCCGCCAUGGCAUCGAUGCCCCACUAUAUGAGCGAGGGCAUGAACGAAGUGACCGCACAAGGCAUCGAGAAGGCCGUCAAUGGCCUGAUGCAGAUGCUGAUCUUGACAUUGACGGGAGUGGAGGAAAUUGUGGUCUUCAUCAUCAACUUGUUGACCUCCACCUACGUUUGUCUAAUCACCCUCGCCAUCAGUGGCAGCUUGCAUGUUGCCAUAUCGGUGGCCGAGGACGUGGGUGACUUCCUCAACUCCACCGCGAAGGACGUUGGCGACGACCUUGGCUCUGCCGCCUCAGACUUUCAGAACGCUAUGAACGGCUUCCUCUCGGGAAUCAAUGAUAUCGGCGACCUCACCGGCGAUGACUCCAAACCGCCAACGAUCGACCUAUCGGGUGAAAUCGACAAGCUCAACAACCUUGAACUGCCUUCGGGCUAUGAUCAGGGUCUUCAGACUCUCAACGGCUCCAUUCCGACCUUCGAACAAGUUCAAAAUUUGACCAACACUGCCAUCAGAUUUCCAUUCGAAGAGGUCAAGAAGCUGUUGAACGAGAGCCUGCCCAAGUACACCAUGAACCGAUCCUUGUUCCCGGUGCCCGCCAAGGAGCAACUGACAUUCUGCUCCGAUGACGACGGCGUCAAUGACUUCUUUGACGAUCUUGUCGCAAUCGAGCAGAUGGCCAAGAAAAUCUUUCUCGGAGUCAUCACGACUUUGGCAAUACUAGUCAUGAUUCCAAUGGCCUGGCGCGAGUACCGAAGCUGGAAAACGAUGAACGAGAGAGCACGCUUGGUCAAGGACGAUGCAUACGACUCCCUCGACGCGGUGUACAUCGUGUCGAGACCGUAUACUGCCGGCGCGGGCCUGUGGUUGGCGAGAAAGUUCAAGUCUCCUCGCCGUCGCGCUUUGGUGCGAUGGAGUGUGGCUUACGCAACCACUGUCCCGGCUCUGUUCGUCCUCUCCCUCGCGAUAGCUGGUCUUCUUGGCUGCCUCUGUCAAUACACCCUGCUCAAGUCUCUUGAGAAGGAAGUGCCAGCCCUGGAAAACCAAGUUAUCGGUUUCAGCGACAAAGUCAUGACCUCGCUGAACAACGCAAGCCAGCAGUGGGCUAUUGGCACGAACAAGAUCAUCAACGAUACAAACACUGACAUCAAUGAUGAUGUUUUCGGCUGGGUCAACACCACCACCGGUGCGGUCAACAAUACUCUGAACGUGUUCGUGGACGAGAUGAUGGGCGCCCUGAACGACACUUUCGGCGGCACUGUCCUCUAUGACCCAAUCAUGGACGUCCUCAAUUGCUUGGUCCUGCUGAAGAUUCAGGGGAUUCAAAAAGGUCUGACUUGGGUCAGCGAACACGCCAAGAUCGACAUUCCAAUGCUACCCAACGACACGUUCUCUCUGGGAACUGCUCAGAAGGUAGCAGGCUCCGAGUCGAAUAUCCUAGCUACUGGUCCUGAUGGAGCAGCUGCGGAUGCGAUUACGGAUGCUGUGGAUCACGUCGUCCGAGCCUUUGCAGAGGCCAUCAGACAAGAGGCUAUCAUCUCAACCUGUAUCUUGCUGAUAUGGGUCAUUAUCGCUCUCAGCGGUAUCAUCAGAGCCUUCUACUUGUUUUACCGCGGCGGCGAUGCUGGCGUCUACCAUGGUCAAGAUCCGACUGCCCGCUCUUCCAUAUCUCAAGACAAGUCUUACGAGUUGUCCCGGAUUCCAACCUACGAGCAGGCAACGGCAUCUCAGCAACCAGGCAACAACCGAGCGAACAUGUACAAUGGUCAAUCGUACACCCUGACGCCAGCACCAAUGCCAACCUUCGAAGUCACCAGCGCCACUUCGCCCAUCAUGCACACAGCCUCCAAUCCGCCAGAGGAGAAGAUGGGCACCGUCAAUGGCCAGAACGUCGAUACUGCUAUCCGCCGUCCAUCGCACAUCCGUGCUUCAAGCCACGGUGACUACGCCGUCACCUCACCGAUGUCGCCACCGCAGGCGAAUCCGUUUCUCAGUGCGAACGAAAUCCAGGAUCGAAAUCGAAAUCCUUUCUCAGACCCCAGACGUUGA